Rhagoletis pomonella (apple maggot) is the source of this 4060-nucleotide messenger RNA. RefSeq lists its product as uncharacterized. Gene Ontology annotation, cellular component: TSC1-TSC2 complex. The record is from RefSeq and is a predicted model, not a curated record. NCBI's taxonomy places the organism in Eukaryota, Metazoa, Arthropoda, Insecta, Diptera, Tephritidae. Gene Ontology annotation, biological process: regulation of cell cycle; negative regulation of TOR signaling; negative regulation of cell population proliferation.
ACAUUUGCAAAAUAUUAGAAAUUGGGAACGUAAUUGCUUCUUUCUCUUUAAUUUUCUACACUGUUGGGUGAAUGAAAAGUUAAAAUGAGGUGUUUGGAAAUAAUUUUCCGCACAAUACAAUUGUAGUUCUAGUUCCGAUAUUUUGGUGGAUAUGAUGAAACGACCGGAUGUAAAUUGGAAGAUUUUUAUGCUUUAUAUUUACGGUCAUUUCCACAUGUUUGUAAAUGUUUACAAUCAUUUAGAAGAUAGAAAAGAAAUAGAUGAACAGUCGUAGUUGGAGUAAAGGCCCGAAAUUUUAGCGACACAACCGAUAAAAAAAUCAACGUCAACUAUUAGCAUGGAUGUGGAAAGGGUGUUUGUCGAUUUGGAGUCGAAUCAAAUACACGAGUGCGAGGAAUCCAAGCGAAAACUGGUGGAAUUGUUUACACAAAACAAAGAGACAUGGCCUGUUCACUAUAUGAUGGAGUAUUAUUACAAAACAGGUUCCCAACGAAUUAUGGAGGUUUUGGUCAAAGUACAACCGCCGCACGAUGCAUUCAUUUUCGACCGUAUAUCUGAUUGGCUUAAAUUACAAACACAUCGCUUACAGGCUUUAAACUUUUUAUUUUUUGUUGUUCGUAACAAUCCGACUUGGUUAUUCAAAGUUGAAAAACAUCGCCUUAUAAAAGAUAUGUUUAAGCUUUUGAUGACUGAAAAGGAUAUCGUACCACUAAUGAGUGCGCUACUUUGUAUCAUAACAUUAUUACCCAUCAUACCUAACUUGGUUCCAAAUAUGUUAGGCGAUUUAUUUGAAGUCUUCGCGCAUUUAGCAACUUGGAACUGUCAGAAUCCCAAGGGAUUACCAGAUGAUAAGCUUGUGCACCUACAGUUGGGAUUACAAAUGUUGUUUCAUCGUCUUUACGGGAUGUAUCCUUGUAACUUUUUAGCCUUUCUAAGUGAUUUUGUAAAAAAAGAAAAAGGUGCUAUUUUCCACCACACAAUCAAACCUUUGUUAGAGACAGUGCGGAUGCAUCCAAUGCUGGUAACAGCGACAAUAGAUAGUGAAGUUAAUCAUGGUCGCUGGAAAGAAAAGGAGCCUCAUGACGUCGUUGAGGAGUGCGCGAGAUUAUCUCUUCCCAUGCUUCAUCAGGAUUUCAACUCUGAGCAAAUGGUUUCAAUAUCAAGAGGACUUAUGGAAGCGCCAGGAGAAGCCCGAUUUAUGUUGGAGUUGAAGAGAAGCAAUGAUUCCAACUCGGCCUACAAGUCAGAUAAGGUUUACUACACCGCUGAGCAUAUAAGGGACCAGCAGCAGCAAUAUCACAUACGAGGCAGUAAUGGUCCAAUGUGGCAACAUGACUUUGAUGCAAAUAGAAACAUGAGUGGUGCUAUUUGGAGCCCUUACAAUGAAAUAACAGCAUCCGGACAAAUGCCAUUAACACCUACACCUUGUUAUAUGCUACCAUUACCGCCUGCGGGUGCCUUCGUUUCCAGCAUCUCCAAUCAAGUUGCGGGUCUUACAGGUUCAUCUCCGCCUGAAGCCGCUGUAGAAGCAACGCCGGAGACAACACCUAUGAAAGACUUAAAAGAGCAUAAACAGCAUAUGACGAAUCCUCAUGCAGUGCGUGCCAUUUUUGCUAGUCAACCUUCUUCGCCUUUACGCAAAGAGAAUCAAAAUCAAUUCAAUUUCUCCGAUAUGGCAACAGAUGGCGGAGCUGUAACAGCAACAACGACGCUGUUUGAGCAAGAAGUAAAUACACGUGUGGUGACACGCGUAUCUACAACAUACGAUCGCAGAUUACAACAGAUUGUGCAUGAUCGUAGCCGAUCACAUAGCCCAUUUCAAACGAUUGAGGCAAUGAUGACCAAACAGCAAAAUUCUUUUCGUUCACCCAACGAAAUCAACUCUAAAUGUGGAACACCCGAUGCAGAUUUAAGUUGCAUGACAAACAGCAAUCACAUGCUGUCGUCAAAUGUGCCGACGCCUACACCUACUCCAACACCGACACAAGCAUUAACUCCCUCUGUAACACCAACACCAAAUUAUACCGCGCAGUCAGGAUCUAUGGCGCCACUUUCAACAUCAACAUUAUCGGCACUGGAAAAUAUUACAAAAGUUUGCAAUGAUUGCAAUGAAACCGAUCGAUCUAUGUGUACUGAGGGUGGGUUGCAAAUUCCAACCAGCCGAUCCAUGCAACUUUUAAUAGUAAAAGGCCUUAAGCGUCGUAGCCGUAUGGUCAGCGACUGUUACAAUGAUUCAAGUUGUAUGAGAGUAAGAUUGAACAAAAAACAUGCUGGAGAAAUGGAGGCUGUUGAAACCGAUAUGAGGAAUGUUCGGCGAACAAAGUCAUGUUCAGCAAUAAAUUUGUUAACGUCAAAAACGGGCACAGAACAGAUUCAAGAUGACAGUGACGACGGAAUUGCUAAUAACGUUGCAAAGACGAACGCGAAGAAUUUAACCAUAUUGCAGCAUCGUUUGCAAAAAAGCGGAAAAAUGUUAGCUAUUGCAACUGCUAAGAAACAAUUGCUUGAUGGCGGUGCAGUGGUCAAUUCGUUCAAUCAUGCUUCAACGCAGACCGUUGAAAAUAUUUCUCAAAAUUACGAAAACUCUUUGUUUCAAAUGUUGCUUGAGAGUGUGAAUUUACGUAACGUGCAUGAAAGGAAUCAGCUGUAUCCACAAGAGCUACUAGAUCUGUAUGUAUCACGCAAUUCGCGAUCAAAAGACGGAAAUGAUAUAGGGGGCCGACUGGAUCAGGAACAAUUUCAACUGCUCUAUUUACAAUUGCAAUACGAGCGACAUCGUCGUGAAAUGCACGCGGAAAGAAACAGACGUCUAAUGGGACGAAGUCGCGAUAAGCGCAGUGUUGAAAUGGAACGUGAUCGCUUGCGUGAACAAGUUAAAAGUAUCACCGCUAGGAACAAAGAACUACUGCAACAAAUCGAAAAUAACACCAAAUUGCACAAUGAGCGUGAGCAGCUCUACAUAGAUGAAUUGACCCAGAUCAAGUUUAAAUACCAAAGUGAAAUAGAGCAAAACAAGUGCCUUCGGCAGGCCAACGAUAACUUACAAGUUCGUCUAAACGAAGAGUUAGCUAAUCGAAAAGGCGACACGUACGAGUUAGAGGCUUUGCGCGGUCAUAUCUUUAAUUUAACUUCAGAAUUGCAGUUGGCACAACAACAAGCAGAUAUAGGACUACAAUGUAAGCAAGAAUUAGCACGUUUGGAAGCUGAAUUCAUUAUUAUGGGUGAGGUGCAAAUUAAGUGCCGCGACCGACUUUCAGAAAUAGAUAAUUUCAAAGCACGCGAUGAGGAAUUCCAUAUGUUCCAAAGUAACUGCAGUAAAGAGUUUAAAGAUUUGCGUCACGUUUUAGAAGAAAAAACUUCGCAAUUGGAUAGUGCAAAACAUAAAAUCAACGAACUACAAGCACAGCUCCAGACUAGCGAAAAAGUUAUCACAGAACAAAAGCGCCUACUCAAAGCAGUGAAAGAUGAAUAUGAGGAAGUUUUCAAGUCGCUCAACAAGAAAUAUGAUGUACAGAAAACCAUUAUAAUGCAAAUGGAGGAAAAAAUAAUGAUGUCUGUAUUUAAACCACAAGGCGGUGUAUUUUUAACUGCUUGUUCACCAGAUACCGAUAAGACCGAUGUUGCUUCAUCUAUGGAUCGAAAUUCGCCGCUGUCGACUUCUUUGGCUUCGAGUGAAAGUCUUUCUGCAAGUUUACGUUCCACAGAACUUCGGAAUUUGCAGCAAUUAGUUGAAACACCUACACUGGAGAUAAGCGGGGGUGGCGGAGGAAAUGGAAUUCCCACUGUGGCUGUGAAGAGUAGUGCAAACAUUAUUGAAGGAAGGCGCUUCCCAGCACCGGAUUUGGCUAGCUCUGCAAUGACAGCUUCUGCAACCGCUGUGGCUAGUGCCAUUAACAUUGUAGCGAGUACAAGUUCUGCAGCGGCAGCAGCAGCAGUGGCGUCAACUUUGCAAGCCUCACCUAAGGCACAAAACUAUGAUCCAUCAAGUGAAAAAGGCAGUCAUAUGCAUCCGCAUGUACAUUUGCAACAAUAACAAAGAUAAAGAAGAUAACAAUACCUA